AUGCAUGUGGUUGACAGGGUAUGUAGCGAAAUCAGCAUGCCUAGCUGUAGAUACAUAAGUGAGGAGGUUUGCAAAAACAGCAGCAGAAACUACAAGAUCGCCAGCCUCACCAUCAUGUCACCAACAACAUUGACUAUUUUGAUAAUAGCCAUGGCAUCCACAAGAAGAAUGAUGGGGCAUGUAAAAGCACUAUGCUCUUCAAUAGGUCGCAAAGAAAUGCUUACAUUUUUCUAUCUUUACUUCGGCGCAACCGCAAUAGAAGCGUUCCUUGUGGGAUUUGGAUAUUCGGCUUCUGAACAAGCACAUCUAUUUCUGACCACCUUGCAAGUGUCACUGUAUACAUCUGCAUUCUUUGUGUUGUUCUUAGGAUGCAUCACGAUUGACAUGUUCAUGGGUGUUUUUGGAAUACGAGUCGCCACGCUGCUGAGAGGCACAACUGCAAUAUACUCAGUAGGCAUGGGCACUGUGGUAUUUGUCAGCUUGAGUGCUUCAAACAAGCAGCUUGCAUCAAUUCCCUUGAUUGUUCUGAAUAUGCUGUUUUUCUCGUUGUAUAUACUUCUUCAGCUGAAGAAGCUCAAGAAAAGAAACGGAGAGGUCUGGGCAUUUGGAACGCUUUUCAUUUCACUAUUAUGCUUCACAAUUGCAAAUGUCUUUCUGUUUGUUGGAUCUGCAAUAAUAGGCAUCGCAACAAACAGAUACUUCGACAACCUGUUUUUCUAUCACUUCUUCAUCCUCUGUACAUUUAUCAUGGCACACAAAUACUGGCUGUCUGUAUACGACUACGAGGUCGAAUCUUUGCGCCUAGAAGCAUAG
This is a messenger RNA of Ordospora pajunii, 813 nucleotides long. RefSeq names its product putative chitin synthase export chaperone. The coding region runs from base 1 to 813 and encodes 270 amino acids. The record is from RefSeq and is a predicted model, not a curated record. The transcript has a single exon. Gene Ontology annotation, cellular component: endoplasmic reticulum membrane. Gene Ontology annotation, biological process: protein folding. NCBI's taxonomy places the organism in Eukaryota, Fungi, Microsporidia, Ordosporidae.